CCUUGAAUCAGAAUCUCUGUGAGAGAGAAGGAGAGAACCAAAAAAAGCUUGGUAAUUUUUAGUGUGCGACCAUAAAGUCACCACAUCUUGACCUGGUCCAUGAUGGAUCCCAAGAACCCAAAUCAACCACAAGUACCGAAUUUCCCAAACCCUUCACCACAGAAUCAGGACAACGAGAAGACGGCGAAAGAAACCGACUUUAAGGGUUUCAAUACUGUGGAAGGGAAAAGAAAGUGGAAGAAGAACCAUAAGGAGAACGAAGAACAAUCGGUUCAGAAGAAACCGAGCAAAGAUCGACACCUCAAAGUCGAAGGACGAGGCCGAAGAGUUAGGUUGCCUCCACUUUGUGCGGCGAGGAUUUUUCAAUUGACCAGAGAAUUAGGUCACAAAUCCGACGGCGAGACUCUCCAGUGGUUGCUUCACCAUGCCGAGCCGUCGAUAAUCUCCGCCACCGGAAGUGGAAUCAAACCCACCACCGACUCUGUUUCUCAACCUCCUCUCACCGCCGAUUUGAGCCUGAAAGGAGCUCCAAGGUCUCAAAUUGCAAAUGGGUUUUGGCCAAAUGAAACCGGGUUUGAUGGUGGAGCUAAUGCUUCAACUGCAGGAGGGUUUGAUUUGAAUUAUGGAAUUGGGUUUCUUGGGUUUGAUUUCAAUGGUUCUUCAGGGAUGGGUUAUGAGAAUAAUCAAAUGUCUCAAGAUGGGACUGUUGGGGUUUUGAAUCCACAGAUUUAUCCGCAAUUUGCUCUACAACAAGCUAAGGCUCAUCAUCACAAUCUUCAACAUGAAGCUCAGCAAGAGAAAAAUGGUUCUUAAAGGUCAAGCCUUUAAUGGCUUUUUUUACUUAGAUUGUCCAUAUAUAUGUAUAUCUAGUAGGAAUCUUGAUAUAUGCUUUUGCUGAAUUCUCAAGCUUGAUAUAGCUUUUAGGGAAUGCAUUUUAUGGCACAGUGUGCUUAUUAAUAGCUAAGUUUACUUAACCUUUCUUUAAAUUAUAUGGCUUUGAUGUACUAAUUACGCUGUAAACUUAGUAAGUAGGAUUUGCUAUUUGAACUGCACUGGAUUGAGGCUUCUAUGCAUUAUCAAGCACUUUGUUGAUUGAAUUUGUUUGCACAGAAA
Eutrema salsugineum is the source of this 1113-nucleotide messenger RNA. RefSeq names its product transcription factor TCP6. The transcript has a single exon. Lineage: Eukaryota; Viridiplantae; Streptophyta; Magnoliopsida; Brassicales; Brassicaceae. The record is from RefSeq and is a predicted model, not a curated record. Gene Ontology annotation, cellular component: nucleus. Bases 100 to 813 code for a protein of 237 amino acids. Gene Ontology annotation, molecular function: sequence-specific DNA binding; DNA-binding transcription factor activity.